CCACUCUCUCUCUCUCUCUCUAUCUCCCAUUAGUGAGGUUGCGUCCAUUACAAGAUCUUUUAGAGUUCUCUGAGAUUCAUCAACUUGAAAAUUAAAAGGAGAAGAGAUUCCAAAACCAUGGCUGCUGAUCCUACAACCAAACUCUGUGUGGUCUCUGUUGUCUUGCUCUUAGCUCUUGUCUCCUCCUUGCAGGGAGUUUCAGCAGACAAUCUUACCAAACAGAAACUGAACUCCAAGAUACUUCAGGAAGAGAUAGUGAAGAAAGUCAACGAACAUCCAAACGCUGGAUGGAAAGCUGCUUUAAAUGAUCGUUUCUCUAACGCAACUGUUGCAGAGUUUAAGCGUCUUCUUGGUGUUAAACCAACACCUAAGAAGUUACUCUUAGGUGUUCCUGUUGUAAGCCAUGAUCAAUCUCUGAAGCUACCUAAGUCAUUCGAUGCUAGAACUGCUUGGCCUCAAUGCACCAGCAUUGGCAGCAUCUUAGAUCAGGGACAUUGUGGUUCUUGCUGGGCCUUUGGUGCUGUUGAAUCAUUAUCUGAUAGAUUCUGUAUCCAAUUCGGAAUGAACAUUACUUUAUCAGUAAAUGAUCUCUUAGCAUGUUGUGGAUUCCGUUGUGGUGACGGUUGUGACGGUGGCUACCCUGUUGCUGCUUGGCGAUACUUUUCUUACAGUGGUGUUGUCACUGAAGAGUGUGAUCCGUACUUUGAUCAAACCGGAUGCUCUCACCCUGGUUGUGAACCUGCAUAUGAUACACCGAAAUGCAUGAGGAAAUGCGUUAGCGGAAACCAGUUAUGGGGCGAGUCAAAGCAUUACAGUGUUAGUACAUACAUUGUCAAGUCUAAUCCACAAGACAUCAUGGCUGAGAUUUACAAGAAUGGACCUGUUGAAGUCUCUUUCACAGUUUAUGAGGACUUUGCUCAUUACAAAUCUGGAGUGUACAAGCACAUAACAGGUUAUAACAUUGGUGGUCAUGCUGUUAAACUUAUUGGUUGGGGAACUACUGAUGAUGGAGAAGAUUAUUGGUUGUUGGCAAAUCAGUGGAACAGAAGCUGGGGUGAUGAUGGUUAUUUCAUGAUUAGGAGAGGGACAAAUGAAUGUGGAAUUGAGGAUGAACCAGUGGGUGGUUUGCCUUCAAGCAAGAAUGUGUUCAAGGUUAUUACCGGUUCAGAUGAGAUUUCUGUUGCGGUUUAAGAUCAGAGAUGGAUAAGUUUGUGUCUGUAAGAUAUACUAUGUUACUGUGUUGUUUGUUUGUUAUUGUUGUUUCCGGUAACCAGAUCUUGUUGGCCGUGAAAAUGUUAUAGACAUUAAAUAAUUCAAGACGAGCAAAAAAUAUGAUAUGGUUUC
Brassica oleracea var. oleracea is the source of this 1344-nucleotide messenger RNA. Its product is annotated as cathepsin B. Gene Ontology annotation, molecular function: cysteine-type endopeptidase activity. Lineage: Eukaryota; Viridiplantae; Streptophyta; Magnoliopsida; Brassicales; Brassicaceae. Bases 118 to 1191 code for a protein of 357 amino acids. The transcript has 11 exons. Gene Ontology annotation, biological process: regulation of catalytic activity. Gene Ontology annotation, cellular component: lysosome. The record is from RefSeq and is a predicted model, not a curated record.